This is a messenger RNA of Cuscuta epithymum, 5619 nucleotides long. Lineage: Eukaryota; Viridiplantae; Streptophyta; Magnoliopsida; Solanales; Convolvulaceae. The record is from the annotation of a GenBank genome assembly.
UCUCUUCCUUCUCUAUCUGCUCUACCAAAGCCGAAGAUUACUACUCCGUAGCAUAGUUUCAUCACUCCAUAAGAACCCAGAGUUCCAUCCACCAUACCUAAACCCCUUCAGAUUUCUUGCGAGCAAAUUCUGAUCAAUCAUACCAUAUAUCCUCUUUGCUUCGUCUUUGGAAAGAUAUAAGACAUUUCUACAAUUCUUCACCAUUGUCCAUUACCAUAUCCACUCAGACUUCGCCGGAGAAUCCACCCGACAAUUCAGAGGCGACGUUAUCUCCCCCAGGCGCGAAUUGCAGCUCUCAAUUCUUGCAGUGCCGAAGUGCAUGCAUGAGAAAUGCGUUUUUGUUUUUGUCCGUUGCGCGCGGCAGGUAACGGUCGGUUAUGGGGUGCACUGGGUCAAGAAAUGUUGUAGUAGAGUUCAGAGUUUCCGGUUAUUCCCCAUCUGGUUAAUAACGCCCGCCUCGACUGAAAAAAUAGGAGCUAUCAGCUCAUUGAUGUUAUAUCCGUUGUUUUCUAGGUCUGGCUAGUUAAAUGCAUUUUAGGAAGGGCAUUCUCCCCUGUGAUUCACCUGCUGGGAAUAUGAAAUCGUCGAGCAAGGCAAAAGAAAAGUCCCAUUCUUUAGAUCCACAAAUAAAAACAACCGAGUCCGGUAUUGAUAUUGACAUGGGGGAGGUCUAUUUUUUAAUUAUGCAUUUCUUAUCAAUGGGGCCGUGCCACAAAACUUAUGGACAGUUUUGGAAUGAACUUCUGGAAAAUCAACUUUUACCGCGAAGAUACCAUGCAUGGUAUUCAAGGAGUGGCAAACAGAGUGGGGAUGAAAAUGAUGAUGGGAUGUCCUUUCCAUUAAGCUAUAGUAAGCUGGUGGACAGAUAUCCUCAUGUUGAAAAGGAUCACUUAGUGAAGCUUUUGAAGCAACUGCUGUUGAGUGCAUCAGUUCCUUCAUGUGAUUCAGUUGGUGGGAACACUAUCAAUGCUACAACUGUUCCAACGCUCUUGGGAACCCAUGCCUUUUCACUGCUGAGCAGUGAUCAAAAUAAGAUGAAUGAUGAUAGGGCACACCCUCCACGCCACCUACGUUGGCCACACAUGCAAGCAGAUCAAGUGCGUGGACUAGCUUUGAGAGAAAUUGGCGGUGGCUUUGCUAGACACCACCGUGCACCAUCUAACCGUGCUGCAUGUUAUGCCAUUGCAAAACCAUCUACGAUGGUGCAGAAGAUGGAAAAUAUUAAAAAGGUCCGAGGACACCGUAAUGCUGUUUAUUGUGCAAUUUUUGAUCGAUCUGGGAGAUAUGUUAUCACUGGUUCAGAUGAUCGUCUUGUAAAAAUCUGGUCAAUGGAAACUGCAUAUUGCUUGGCCAGCUGCCGAGGACAUGAAGGUGACAUUACAGACCUGGCUGUCAACUUCAACAACACUUUGGUGGCAUCUGCUUCAAAUGACUAUAUCAUCCGAGUUUGGCGCUUACCUGACGGGUUGCCUAUUUCUGUGUUGCGGGGGCAUUCUGCAGCUGUGACUGCUAUUGCAUUUAGUCCAAGACAUGGUUCUGUGUAUCAGCUCUUAUCGUCAUCUGAUGAUGGAACAUGCCGAAUUUGGGAUGCUAGGCAUUCUCAGUUUAGUCCACGGCUGUAUGUUCCAAAACCCCCAGAAUUAGUUGCUGGAUCAAGCACUCUUUUACAAAGCCAUCAGAUCUUCUGCUGUGCAUUCAAUGCCAGUGGAACCUUUUUUGUUACUGGAAGUUCAGACUCUCUUGCACGGGUUUGGAAUGCAUGUAAAUCCAAUGCAGAUGACUCAGAAAAUCCUAAUUAUGAGAUAGAUGUAUUAGCGGGGCAUGAGAACGAUGUAAAUUAUGUGCAAUUCAGUGGCUCUUCUUUGAUAUCGAGGUAUUCAGUCUCCGACUCUUCAAAGGAAGAAAAUAUUCCAAAAUUCAAAAACUCAUGGUUUACUCAUGACAACAUUGUCACAUGCUCUCGUGAUGGCAGUGCAAUUAUAUGGAUGCUUCGACUUCGUAGAUCACAUGGAAAGAGUGGACGCUGGCAGAAAGCAUAUCAUCUGAAAGUCCCACCACCACCAAUGCCACCACAGCCUCCUAGAGGAGGUCCACGCCAAAGAAUUCUUCCAACUCCCCGUGGUGUUAAUAUGAUCGUGUGGAGCUUGGAUAAUCGUUUUGUUCUGGCUGCUAUCAUGGAUUGCAGAAUAUGUGUCUGGAAUGCAGUUGAUGGAAGUUUAGUGCAUUCUUUGACGGGUCAUACUGCAUCUGCCUAUGUUCUAGAUGUUCAUCCUUUUAAUCCUCGAAUUGCAAUGAGUGCUGGAUAUGAUGGCAAAACAAUAGUAUGGGAUAUAUGGGAAGGUGCACCAAUUCGAACAUACGAUAUAGGGAGAUUCAAGCUUGUUGAUGGAAAGUUUUCCCCUGAUGGAACAUCAAUUAUACUUUCUGAUGAUGUUGGGCAAUUAUACAUUUUGAACACGGGAGAAGGAGAGUCCCAGAAAGAUGCUAAAUAUGACCAGUUCUUUCUUGGUGACUAUCGCCCUCUUGUUCAAGAUACCAUCGGAAAUGUCCUGGAUCAGGAAACUCAACUUUCUCCAUACCGGAGGAACAUGCAAGAUCUCCUUUGCGACUCAGCCAUGAUCCCAUAUCCCGAUCCUUACCAGAGCCUGUACCAAAAGAGGAGGUUAGGAUCAUUGGGCAUUGAAUGGCGCCCACCGUCUUUUAGAUUUGCGGUUGGUCCUGAUUUUAGCCUGGACCAAGAUUACCCAAUGCUUCCCAUUGCGGACUUAGAAAUGUUGAUUGAACCACUACCUGGGAUUAUUGAGGCAAUGGAUUGGGAACCUGCAAUUGAGAAUCUAAGCGAGGAUGCAGAUUCAGAGUAUAAUGUUACUGAGGACUACUAUACUUCUGGAGGGGAGCAAAGAAGUUCCAGUUCCAAUGAUUCAGGCGAUCCAACAAGCAGUGACGGAGACAGUGAUGAAGAAGAUGUACAGCGAGACAGCCUUCGUAGAUCAAAAAGAAAAAAACAUAAAGGGGAGGCUGAGGUCAUGACUUCAUCUGGAAGGCGUGUGAAGAGGAAGAACUUGGAUGAGUAUGAUGGCAGUUUGCAUAGGAACAACCAUGGCAGAAAAUCUAGAAACGCUCGGAAAACAUCAAAGAAGAAGUCUUCAAAAUCUUUGAUGAGACCAAGGAGAGCCGCUGCACGCAAUGCCCUUCAUUUGUUUUCUCGAAUCACAGGAGCGUCCAUGGAAAGAGAAGAUGAGGAUUUCUCCGGAGGCAAUUCAUCCGGAAGUAAGUCUUCAUUGCAGGAUUCAUAUACUGAAAGCGAGUCAGAAAAUUCAUUUCCCGAUGCACAUCAUCACGGGCAUUCAAAGGGGAAAGAAGUAUGUCUGGAUCAAUCUGAGGAUAUCGGUAAAUCUCAUUUGAGUAACGGAAACAAAAGGAGAUUGGUCCUCAGAUUUUUGAAUCGAGAUUCAAGUAGAGUUGCACUCCCUGCUAUGUUGGAACCAGCUGGUCCAUCAUUUACACCUUCUAAAGAGACUGACGAUGCAAAUGAACGAAAAACUCAGGCUAACUCAACCCGGGUUACAGAUAAUGAUGAUGUAACAGGAACAAGUGAGGUAGGACCUCCAGUGUGGUCACAUCAUUCCUAUCUUCUUGACGAGUGUAACGGUGGGACUAUGAGAUGGGGAGGUGUUAGAUCUCGUACGUACAAACAUUCAAGGACAGCAGAUCUGCCACCACCUUCAGAUCCAUAUGCUGGAAAUUCAAGGACAGAAGAUCUAAUUGAUGAGAAUUCUGCAAUGGAAAAGGAUUGUGGAAGAAUUUAUCCUUUGUCUCUUACUGGUAUUGAAGAUUGCAAGAAUCCUGAAGAAAUUCCAUCAUGCUCUCAUGAAGUAGCUGAUAAUGACCAUUCACUUGAAGAAAGAGAUACAGUCAUUCCUACCAGGCUGAGGAUAAGGUCAAAGCCUCCUCUCUGCACUAACCUUGAAAUUAAUGAAACAAUGGAGAAAUCUGCAUUAGAGAAUUUAGGGCUGAGUACAUCUGUCCCUGAAGAGACUGGGAAGAUAUUAAGUUCAGACGUACAGUGUAAUGAUAAACAGGCAGGGCCAGAUACUGAUGGUGGUGGAGCUGCUAGACAUGCUGUUCGGGAGGAUUCAAAGCAGUUGCAGUCAGAGGAUAGGAUGUUCCGUGCUGUCUAUAGGAGGUCAAGAUUUGGCAGGGGAAGUAGAAGUAACAACCUAGGAUGUGUUGUUGUUGGAAGUAUGGAAGCCAGUACAUCAACAGCACACAACCUCUUUACUGCCGAAGGAAGUGAUGAUAAUAAAAAUAAUGGUGAAAAUAAUAAUAAUAAUAAUAAUAAUAAUAAUAAUAAUAAUAGUACAGGUAAUAGGGUCCGCAGAGCAAGAUCUAACAUGUUGAGGUCCACAAGCAAUGCUGUAAACCUCAGAUUUAGCAAACCCGGUGAUUACUCAGUACCCCUAUCAAUAGAUUUAUGUGGUAAUAAUAGAGGACAUGAUGAAGCACGAUCUGACAAUAAUUCAAAAACUGUUGUUGGAGUGAGAUCCGCACGGGUAAGGAGAACCAGUUUUUACAUGCGCGAACCAAGCCCACCCCCAGAUAGAAGGAGGUCAAACCCAUCAGCAAAAAGAUCGUGGUUGACAUUAGUAGCACAGGAGGAGCACCGAUAUAUCCCCCAGCUUGGGGAUGAAGUCGUUUAUCUUAGACAGGGCCAUGAGGAGUACAUAAGUGAAUGUGACCUAAGAGAUUCAGGCCCCUGGGAAACAAUCACAGGGAAUAUAAGUGCAGUUGAAUUUUGCAGGGUUGAGGAGCUUGAGUAUGCUUCCCGUCCAGGAUCAGGAGAGAGUUGCUCUAAAAUGAAACUUAAAUUCAUUGAUCCUAAAUCCGCAGUGGCAGGUAAACAAUUUCAGCUAACACUACCUGAAGUGACUGGUUUCCCUGACUUUCUUGUGGAGCGAAGUAAAUAUGAUGCGGCUAUGGAAAGGAAGUGGACUUCCAGGGAUAAAUGUCGUGUCUGGUGGAAAAAUGAGGGCGAUGAAGAUGGGGAUUGGUGGGAAGGUAGGAUUGUUAACGUGCAAGCUAAAUCCCUUGAGUAUCCGGAAAGUCCUUGGGAAAGGUACAUUGUCAGAUACAAGAAGGGUGAUCCCUCUGAACAACAUCGGCAUAGUCCUUGGGAACUGUUUGACUCUGAUACCGAGCGGAAACAGCCUCAGAUAGAUGAGAAGAUCAUAGCCAGGCUGUUGGACACCAUGGACAAACUGGAACGAACCGGAAACAAAGUUCAGGACAAUUAUGGGGUACAGAAAUUGAAACAAGUUUCUCAUAGGUCCCAAUUCAUCAACAGGUUUCCAGCGCCACUGACUCUUGAAAUAAUCCAUUCCCGACUAAAGAACAACUACUACCGACGUGUAGAGGCGGUGAAGCACGAUGUGGAAGUGAUGCUCUCGAAUGCUGAAUCUUACUUUGGAAGAAGCGUCGAGCUUUCCAAGAAAGUCAGACAACUCUCUAACUUUCUCACCAAAACACUUUCGUCUUUGUAGCAGCCUACCUACGUCGGUGGAUUCAAUUUUGUAGGAAAGCGUAUGCUUGUGAUUUUUAAAAAGCAAGGGUGGGGCGGGG